AUGCCAUCGGGGAACGUGAUAACUCCAGAUAAAAUGCAGUUUCCAACCGGCGGUGCGGUUGGGCCUGCCGCCGGCGGUGGGGUUGGGUGGUAUCCAGACGAAAGAGAUAGUUUCAUUUCGUGGAUGAGAGGGGAAUUUGCUGCUGCCAAUGCGAUUAUUGAUUCCUUGUGUCACCAUUUGAAGAGUGUUGGUGAACCAGGGGAGUACGAUGGGGUUAUAGGAUCUAUACAGCAGCGGAGGUGUAACUGGAACCCUGUUCUUCAUAUGCAGCAAUACUUUUCGGUGGCUGAGGUGUUUAACGCAUUGCAACAGGUGACAUGGAAGCGGCAGCAGCAACAGCAACUGCAACAUCGUGGUGGUGGGUUUUAUGAUCCGGUGAAGGUUGUGGGACAGGGAAAGGAUUAUAAGAGAUCUGGUGGUGUUGGGUCUAGGCAAAACAGGGUUGAAAUUGGUGUGAAAGAUACUCAGAGUUCUACUGUAGAAUUCAAUACUCCUGGAAAUGUUGCAAAUGGGUCUGGGAAUUUGAUGGGGAUUGAAGUUCCUAAAUCAGAUCACAAAGAUGCUGCACUUGCAAAGUAUAGCGAAGGUUUAAACACAAAGCCUCAAGUAGACAACAAUAGUAAGAGCCUUGAAUCACUAUCAACAUUAUCUAAGAGUUUAGAAUGUGAGUCAAAGGAAGUCAACGAGAAUCCAAACUCAAAAGGAUGUACUAAUGAACAUUGGGAGAAACCAAAUAUUAUUGCAAAAACUUUUAUUGGCUCUGAGAUACUUGAUGGCAAAACGGUUAAUGUGGUUGAAGGAAUGAAAUUAUAUGAAGAUUUAUUCGAUGAUUCUGGAGUUAAAAAAAUGGUUAGUUUAGUAAAUGAUCUAAGAGCUGCAGGAAGAAGGGGACAAUUUCAAGGAAAUACAUUUGUUAUCUCAAAAAGACCAAUGAAAGGUCAUGGAAGAGAGACAAUUCAAUUCGGUUUUCCCAUUGUUGAUGAAGAAACCAUCACAGGAACCUCAAAGGAUCGAAAAAUCGAACCGAUUCCAAGUUUAUUUCAAGAUUUCAUUGAACGAUUAAUGGCAAUGCAAAUUCUCACAGUGAAACCAGACUCCUGCAUUAUUGAUAUCUACAACGAGGGUGAUCAUUCGCAGCCUCAUAUGUGGCCACAAUGGUAUGGAAAGCCUGUAUGUGUUUUGCUGUUGACAGAAUGUGAGAUGAUUUUUGGAAGACUGAUUGGAACAGAUCAUCAUGGUGAUUACAGAGGCUCCAUUAAGCUCUCUCUUGCUCCUGGAUCAAUGCUUGUAAUGGAAGGAAAAUCUGCAGAUUAUGCUAAGCAUGCAAUACCCUCCAUCCGAAAACAAAGAAUACUUGUAACUUUGACCAAGUCAACACCAAAGCAGUGGGCCCCUCCCCCCCAAAAGCACCAUGUCCAGGUGGCAACAACACCGCCACUCCCUCUCCCUGUCCCUGUCCCUGUCUCUGUCCGUCCAAAUGGCAUCCACCCCAUUUUUGUUGCUCCUGCGAUGGCUUUUCCGGCACCACCACCACCACCACCCAUGGCUCCAUCUGCCACCACUGCAGGAUGGGCGGCAGUGGCAGCGGCACCUCCUUUGAGACAGGUGGCUCCACCACGGUUACCGGUGCCGGGCACCGGAGUGUUCCUUCCUCCGGGAAAACAUGAUGAUGAGAACAACAAUAACUCCACGUCACCAAAAGAGAAAGUGGAUGAAAAUCAUGGAAAGACAGAAACAUAA
Molecule: messenger RNA, 1740 nt
Organism: Lactuca saligna
Lineage: Eukaryota; Viridiplantae; Streptophyta; Magnoliopsida; Asterales; Asteraceae
Source: the annotation of a GenBank genome assembly